AUGGACGAUAACGAACCCAAGGACGGUUUUAUUCAAGGGGCUGCAUCUGGUUCCAUCGGCCAGUUCUCUUUCGCACCCGCAACACGAACAACUGUCGUUACCACCACCACAACUACUACAACCUCGUUCCCUCCGUUGUUUAUAAAACCACCACGAGCGGCCCAGGAACUUGAUCCUAAACUAUAUCCACUGGCAUCGUCUCCCACGCCAUCAGCUUUGAAAAAUAUCAAGUUUGAUCUGGGUGGAAAGUCCGUGGUCUUCAACGAGCCUGAUGAUACCACGGCGACUAUAGAGGAGAUAACCGAAAAGAACGAUGCUUUGAAGUCGUCAAACGGCGUUGUCCGAUCAGUCACUUCGUUCAAUUCCGAAGAUGGCCAACUACCGCGUCGGUUCGCAGUCCCGAGAGUUUCGAACUAUCCUGCCCCUCUCCCAGCCAGCUCCAAGCGACGACCCCUAUCGUUUACAGAAGCUAGACAAGGGAGCUUGAGGUCUCAGUCGAGUAGGAUUCCAUCAGAGCCUUUGCUACGCUCCUCCCGAGUCCAUGGCAAUACGCCUUCCUACCCUAAACCCGCCGGCUUGGCAACGCCCGAGACAGAAAACAGCAGUUUCAGCUCUCAAGAGAGCAUUGCUUCGCGGAGGCGAAUCCACAGCGCGAACUUUCCCCGGAGAGAGACCCUACUUCGGUCACCAUUGUCUUCAGAGAUCGAAUCCCAAGGCGAUUUGUCAACCCUCCAUGCAAGAAAAGACCCUUCUCGUACCAGAACCAUCGUUUCUGAGAGAAGCAGACAAUUUGGACGUCCUCCAGUAUCAGAUUCUGCGGAGUCAGUAAUACCCGAAGACGAAAACUCGAGGCAACAAGGUCUAGGAGCUUCCGAGAGCCAGGACACAGAAUAUGUCCCUGACUCACUUUCUCAAAAUCGAUCCCAGGACUCGGCUUCACAGCUGACACUUGUUGACAAUGUUGCUGCGCAGGAUAUGUGCUUACCUAGUCCUAGUUUGUCACCAGUGGCAGCUAUGAAUGCAUUGCAUGCGGAAUCGUCAUUUGACUCUGCUGAAGAACCUGAAGAUGAAACAGAUUCAAGUUUCGAACAUAUUGAUUCCCAGCUUAUCGACUCUUCACGAAAACAGACCUCGACUUCUUCUGUGCCUGCGGUUGCUGAACGCAACACCAGUGUUUCAACACCAAAUACGAAAGCACCUGGUGCGUCGUCGUUAAUGGACAUACCCAAUGUUGUGGAUUUUUUCGACACUAUACCCGAGGAGAUGAAGACGUACCUCAUGUACCAACUUCUAAAGCGUUGCCCUAAACCGACUUUGCACUUUGUUGCCGACGUUGUCAAUCCAGCCCUAAAAUGUGAUUUCAUCACGCUUCUUCCACUAGAGUUAAGCCUAAAUAUUGUCAAAUAUUUUGACGCACAAACCAUGUGCCGUGCUGCGCAGGUGUCAAAGAAGUGGAGACACAUCAUCAACUCCGACGAGAAGUCCUGGAAAGAACUCUUUGAUAGAGAUGGGUUUAUGCUUCCAGAGGGAGAGCUACAACGAGCUAUCAGAGAAGGUUGGGGCUGGCAGUUUCCAAGUGGAGUGGAAGACUACGAAAAGGACCUCAAUCUGUCACCUUUUAUCAAGCCGGACCCAGAUUCCAGCUCGGCUUUGUCACCAUUUACCGGACCAAGUGACAGAUCGUCAUCUCUCAAUCGACGUCCGAAAAGGAAAGCUUCCCGAGUUUCUAGCAGAAAACUGGCGAAACGAAAGAUCUCAUCUAGCGGCACCGAUCAGUCCGAUUCAUCAGAUUGGAGAAGAGAAGUGUCAUUAACGGAAGGGCCAUAUGCUGCUGCCAACGCUGCAGCUGCGGCUAUUCCAUACCCGGAUAUCGGUCUUCCAUCUCUUCGAGCACUCCAUCUCUACAAAUCUCUAUACCAGCGACACUAUUCCGUGCGCAAGGGCUGGAUGAAAACUGGCGUAAAACCAAGACACAUUGCAUUCCGUGCCCAUGACCGCCAUGUGGUCACAUGUCUCCAAUUCGACACCGAUAAAAUUUUGACUGGCAGUGAUGACACUAAUAUCAACGUGUAUGACACGAAGACAGGCGUCUUAAGGGCAACUCUCGAAGGCCAUGAAGGUGGCGUUUGGGCCCUUGAAUAUCAUGGCAAUACUCUUGUCUCUGGGUCUACCGAUAGAUCUGUUCGCGUCUGGGACAUCGAAAGGGCAAGAUGUACACAAAUAUUCCACGGCCAUACUUCAACCGUACGCUGCUUGCAAAUCGUUCUGCCCGUUGAAGUCGGAAAGAAAGCGGAUGGCACUCCUGAAAUGAUGCCAAAGGAGCCAUUAAUCAUUACGGGUUCUCGGGAUUCGAACUUACGAGUUUGGAAACUCCCUAAACCAGAAGAUCCUGGAUAUUAUCAAAGCGGACCCCACGUGGACGACGCUGAUUGUCCGUAUUUUGUCCGCGUCCUGACCGGUCACCAACAUUCUGUCCGCGCCAUUGCAGCCCAUGGAGACACCUUGGUCAGCGGAAGCUACGACUGCACCGUAAGAGUGUGGAAAAUAUCGACUGGCGAAACGGUGCACCGACUUUCUGGCCACUCACUGAAGGUGUAUAGCGUGGUUCUCGACCAUAAGCGGAACCGUUGCAUAAGUGGAUCUAUGGAUAAUAUGGUGAAGGUGUGGUCCCUAGAUACAGGCUCAAUUCUUUACAACUUGGAGGGCCACACGUCACUUGUUGGGCUUCUAGACCUGAAAUGCGAUCGUCUUGUCUCAGCUGCCGCGGACUCGACUCUCCGGAUUUGGGACCCUGAGACUGGCCAGUGCAAGAGUAUGUUGAGCGCUCACACAGGUGCAAUCACAUGCUUCCAGCAUGAUGGGCAGAAAGUUAUCUCAGGCUCUGACCGAACUCUGAAAAUGUGGGAUGUACGAACCGGAGAAUGUGUUCGGGAUCUUCUCACAAACCUCGGCGGAGUAUGGCAGGUCAAAUUUAAUGACCGUAGAUGUGUUGCUGCAGUGCAGCGUGAUGGUAUGACUUACAUCGAAGUUCUUGACUUUGGUGCGUCCCGUGAUGGUCUUCCAGAUGACCAAUUAGGUAGACGUAUCGUUGUCAACCGAUCGGGGCAGGAAGUCAGUGACACUGAUGAGGAUUACGAUCUGUCUGAUGCGUAG
Aspergillus puulaauensis is the source of this 3153-nucleotide messenger RNA. Its product is annotated as SCF ubiquitin ligase complex subunit cdc4. The record is from RefSeq and is a predicted model, not a curated record. The transcript has 3 exons. Lineage: Eukaryota; Fungi; Ascomycota; Eurotiomycetes; Eurotiales; Aspergillaceae. Bases 1 to 3153 code for a protein of 1050 amino acids. Gene Ontology annotation, molecular function: protein binding.